Messenger RNA from Dentiscutata heterogama, 842 nucleotides. The record is from the annotation of a GenBank genome assembly. NCBI's taxonomy places the organism in Eukaryota, Fungi, Glomeromycota, Glomeromycetes, Diversisporales, Gigasporaceae.
UUUUCAUUAUCUUGAAAACGUUGAAUCGUUUGUUCCAGAAGCUCGAUAUGCACAUAGUGCCACUUUAGUUAAUAAUAAACUUUACUUUUUCGGUGGACAAAUCUCUGAAAUAAAUCAAGGACAAGAGCUUUUCCAUAUUUAUGAUGAAUUAUUUUACCUUGAUGUUUCAAGUUCCUUCAACAUAGAAUCUCCAUCAUGGACGGAUCUUACAGCUUCUAAGAAUGUUCCAGUGAGAAGUUCAUGGUCGACAUCAUCGGUUGGCUUUGGAAUAAAAUCUGAUAAAUCAACUAUUUAUCUAAUUGGCGGUUUUAUGUAUGUCAUUAAUCAAAAUGCCUUAGUUACAGACAUAAUUUAUGCAUUCGAUACCAAAUCUCAACAAUGGAAGCUACCGGUGAUCAAUGGUACGGGACCAAAUAGGCGACGAGAGGUUCAAGCUGUUUCCGAUAAUACCGGUAAAAUUUAUUAUUUUGGUGGAAAAUCCGAUUAUACUACUACAGGAUCUCCAACAGAAAGUGUGACUCGUUAUAAUACUUUGAACAUUUUGGAUACUGCACAAUUAUCUUGGUCGAUUGGUUCUACUAUCGAUGCCCCUUCACCACGUGAGGGUUAUAGUGCAAUCCUUUACACAAAUUUGAUCAUCUAUAUUGGUGGAAGAGAGAAUAGCUACGAUAGUCGACCUUUUCGCCUUGUGAAUAUAAGUCAGAUUCCAGUGUACGAUACUCAAUCCUCAAUGUGGUAUUUAACGACUGUUGGAGGUGCAAACGUAAGCAAUCGCUAUGCUCACUCAGCAAUUUUAGGUAUAACAGUACUUCUUUUACCUGAACAUAAUUAUAUUGAUAUGC